GAGCGAGCACAGGAGAGGAUGCAAAUUCAAUGACAGAAACAGAGAGUGAGAGACACAGCUUGAGAAAUCCACCGCAGCAGCUGAUGACUGAGUGAACAAGUUGGUAGGAGUGAAAGAGUGAGCUUCAUGCAAAACGAAAGGAAAGGAGCAAAGAGACAGGCAGAAAGUCAGGGAUAGAGAGUGAGUGUAGUGCGGCGUUGCGCUGGUCUGCUCAGUUAUCUGUCUCCAUCUGGGUGCCAUCUGUGUCUCUGGCUCUGGCCUUCGCCACACUGGAGCUCACAUAUGUGGGAAUGCAAACACAUGCCUGACAUAUGAAGGCGUGGAGUCACCGAAAGAGACAAAAAGGAAAGGAUAAGAAACCAAGAACCUCAGCACUGCAGCUGAUUUUCUCUAAGGACUGAACAGUGGACUCUGCUAGAGUGGAGACAGUAGAGAGAAGAAGAGCCCUGCCAUGCCCGGUUCCCCUGUGGAUGCUAAGACUCAUUCCAGAUCAGCCCCCAGCAGCAGCGCCAGCUCCACGAUGCCACCCCUGCCUUCUGUCAACCCCAGUGGCCCUCGUCCGGCUUCCUUUUCCACCACAGCAUUGACCAAUGGAAAUCAUCAUUCCCCGCCAACCCUGAAUGCAGUACCAUCUCCACCGCAGCGUUACAGCAACGGACCGUCCUCUUCCUCUUCCUCAUCGCUGGCUAACCAACAGCUGCCAGCCACCUGUGGGGCACGCCAGCUGAGUAAGCUGAAACGUUUCCUGACCACGCUGCAGCAGUUUGGCAACGAUAUCUCCCCUGAGAUCGGAGACAGUGUCCGAAACCUAGUCCUUGCCCUCGUGAAUUCAACAGUAACUAUUGAGGAGUUCCACUCACGACUUCAAGAGGCCACAAACUUCCCCCUGCGGCCCUUUGUUAUUCCUUUUCUCAAGGCAAACCUACCCCUGCUGCAGAGAGAGCUACUCCACUGUGCACGGGCAGCCAAGCAGACCCCAGCCCAGUACCUGUCCCAGCAUGAGCACCUCUUGCUAAGCACCACCCUGGCCUCGUCUCCAGACUCUUCGGAGCUGCUGAUGGAGCCAAGUGACUCCGGGACCAAGAGACACAGCCCUAGCAGAGCAAAAGAGAAUGGUUUCCAUGAACGCCCCCCUGCAUCGCUGGAGCCUGCAGCAAAGCGCAUUUGCACCAUCAGCCCUGCUCCCCGACACAGCCCUGCCCACCCGCUGCCCCUGAACGCCCAGCUUCAUCCGACCCCCCCACCCCUGCAGCACUACGCCCUCGAUGACAUUGCAGCGCCACACAUUCUGCACCGCGAGCACAGUCAACGCAUGCUGGAGAUCCGCGAGCUCAAAGACAGGCCCAGACUCCCUGGCACUAACGGCGGCUACCGCGAGGAGCCAGUGGACCACAGACUGACAGACAGAGAGUGGGCUGAUGAAUGGAGGCAUCUGGAUCAUGUGUUGAACUGCAUCGUGGACAUGGUGGAGAAGACACGGCGGUCGGUCAGUGUCCUCAGACGAUGCCAGGAAUCAGACCGUGAGGAGCUCAACUACUGGAGGCGACGUUCCAGUGAGCAGGAGGACCCACGCAAAGGAGGUUCGGGCUCAGCUCCAUUCUCCAAAGCGCACAGCCCCCACACCGCCGAGUCCGACUCCCAGCGCGACUUUGCUCCACGGCCAGGCUCAGCAUACGUUACAGAUGAAAUCUGGAGAAAAGCUGAGGAGGCAGUGAAUGAAGUGAAGCGUCAGGCCAUGGAUGAAGUGCAGAAGGCAGUAGCAGAGGCCGAGCAGAAGGCCUUUGAGAUGAUCGCUACAGAGAGGGCUAAGAUGGAAAAGACCCUGGCCGAAGCAAAGAGAAAAGCUCAGGAGGACGCCAUCCUGGUCAUCAACGAACAAGAGGAUUCCAGUGAGUGUUGCUGGAAUUGUGGCCGAAAAGCGAGUGAGACCUGCAGCGGCUGCAACGCGGCUCGUUACUGUGGCUCCUUCUGCCAACAUAAAGACUGGGAGAGGCAUCACCUCAUCUGUAGCCCGGGUCUUCAGGCCCAGCCCAAAUCCGUCUCUGCCAUCACCACAGCCAGGGUAGCCACCGUAACCGCAGCGGCGGCAGCAGGGGCGUCUCCAGCUGGUCUGGCAGGGGUCAAGGCCCUCGACAGCGCGCCUUCGGCAUCCAGCCCCAGCGGCGAGAAGGCUUCAGUCACUUCUCGCUCCUCCACUCCCUCCACCCCGGCCUCGGCCCCUGAGACGAACGGACACUAGGAGGUGAGGGACUUUGGCGGUUACCGUGUCCUCCAUCCUCUUCCCAAGCAAGGAAGCAAUGAAUCGGCAGCAAGAAGGAACUAUUUGUGGGUGAAGUUAGGAUAACAGAUUUUUCAUCAUACUCUUUGGCAGAUAAAAAAAGACAGAUUAUGGAUGACUGUUUGAGUGAUAUGUCAACUGGGACUUUGGCUUUGGCAAGGAACAGAAGGACUCGUCUCAAAUGCAUCCAUUGGAUGAACAGAUCUCCCUAACAGAUGGAAACGUGUUUGUCAUCAUCCAAAAAACCCCAAAUCUUGGAUAUGUGAGAUGAGGAAAAAACUGAUGAUUGAUCUCAGUUUAUCUCUGACUGUGGGGAGGAAGUUAUGAGAGGAUGGCAUAUGAGAAAAGAAACAGGAGAUUAUAAAGAACCCCCCCACAAACCUCCCUGCCCCCCAUCCAACCAAUAUUUUUCACUUUGUUGUGCAUAAAUUUAAGAUAAGGAGGUGAUGAUGGGUCAUGUAAACAGUGUAAUAGUACCAGCCGUAAAGCAUCUGUCUUCGUCCUGUAGGAAAAUCUGACUGUACACUACAUGACUUUCUGCAGCUCUCCUGUAUACAUAAAUAUUUGCUUGCCAAGUUCUUGUCAGGUUUCCAUAUGUGUGAAUGCGCGUGUUCAACAGUUGUGCUGUCAGUGAAUAUUGUAAAGUAUAUGAUUCUUUUGUCAAAGCAAUAUAAAGAUAAAGUGUUCAGGUAUCUCAAGCCGUUUUCUGCAUCACCAAAGUUUUCAGAGAGAGUCGUCGUCAUUUCCUGUAUCUGUCUGUGAACAACAGGUAAUUAUACACUAACACCAACAUCACAUACGCUUUUUUAAAGAGUUUAAUAAGGAACUCGAGUCAUGAUUUUAAAUUUUCUGACAUCGAGAAAUGUGAUGGUGACUGGAUCUCAUACACAUAGGAAGAUUCAGUUAUGACUUUUAUCCCGGUUGCAGUUUCACUUUGUUCACAUCACCGUUCACAUCGUAUAUGGCAGGGUCAGAUGUCGCUCUAAAGUCCCCCACUACUGCACCAGAGGAUCACUGAUUUGUAUUAAAGCUUUUGCAUUUUUAAUAGUAUGGGAAAUGAGGCGUUAAAUCCAUCUAUCUUCAAAAGGAGAAACCGCUCGCUGGUGCUUACAUUGAAAGCAGCAUCUCUGUCCCACGGGGAAUCUCAGGAGCUAAACUGUAUUUGUAUGUACAGACCAUUCUGUCGUUUUUCUUUUGUCACAGUUAGGUUCGAGUCAAUGUUUAGUGAGGGUCUUUGAUUUAUCGUAUUCUGCUGUUACAUAUGGGAAACUCCUGUUUUUGUUGGUUGUAAGAUGACUUUGUAAAGAAUAUUAUGAGAGAAUGCCUUUAUUUUGUGAGCCACAGUUUUCCUCUUCAUUCUUUAAACACAUUCUUUUGUUAUGAGGCAUAACUUCAUAUUAAAAGAUAUCUUGACAUGAAGUAUAAAAUAAAAAAAAAAACAGACUUCAUUUAAA
Molecule: messenger RNA, 3732 nt
Organism: Sphaeramia orbicularis (orbiculate cardinalfish)
Lineage: Eukaryota; Metazoa; Chordata; Actinopteri; Kurtiformes; Apogonidae
Gene: cbfa2t2
Product: CBFA2/RUNX1 partner transcriptional co-repressor 2
Exons: 11
Coding region: 452-2239 (595 amino acids)
Biological process (GO): DNA-templated transcription; negative regulation of DNA-templated transcription
Cellular component (GO): nucleus
Molecular function (GO): transcription corepressor activity
Source: RefSeq, a predicted model, not a curated record